Sus scrofa (pig) is the source of this 3960-nucleotide messenger RNA. The record is from RefSeq and is a predicted model, not a curated record. NCBI's taxonomy places the organism in Eukaryota, Metazoa, Chordata, Mammalia, Artiodactyla, Suidae.
GUGGUAGGUGAGCGGACAGAAGUUGUGUGUCGGUGAACAGAGACAGCUCUCAGUCUGGGGCGAGCGCUUCAGUGAGCGUGGAUGCUUGGGCAGUAGUCCCUGCGGCGGCGGCGGCGGCAGCGGCGGCGGCAGCAGUAGUGGUGGCAGAAGAGAGGAAGGGGGAGGGCCCCGAGGGCUACACACGCUCACACUUUCAAGUUCCCCCGGAGGGAGAGGAGGUGGGGCUGCAGAAAAGAGGAGGCCAGGAGCAGUUCCAUCCGUCCCGUCCCGUCUCCCCCUCUUCCUCUUGCUCCCUGCACCCUGGCUCUGCAAGAGUUGAGGGUUCGGGUGGCAGUACGCGGCAGUGAGGGCAAGAGGGCCAGGAGAGUGGGGAGCGGAGCCAGGGGUGCGGGGGAAGAUGCCCAUCCUGCUGUUCCUCAUAGACACGUCCGCCUCUAUGAACCAGCGCACUGACCUGGGCACCUCCUAUUUGGACAUUGCCAAAGGCGCUGUGGAGUUAUUCUUGAAGGUAAAGGGAGGGGAGGGGAGCGAUGGAGAGAGUUCCCGAGGGAUGGGGGGGGGUGGAUUUAGAUGCUUCUGUAACGUUGCUAUCGCCCCCUCCUCCCUCCUUCCCUUCGCGGCCCCCUCCGUCAUCCCUCGUCCCGCAGCUGCGCGCCCGGGACCCGGCCAGCCGCGGAGACAGGUACAUGCUGGUCACCUACGACGAACCCCCGUACUGCAUCAAGGCUGGUUGGAAGGAAAAUCACGCAACAUUCAUGAGUGAACUAAAAAAUCUUCAGGCUUCUGGACUGACUACUCUUGGUCAGGCUCUAAGAUCCUCAUUUGAUUUGUUAAAUCUCAAUAGAUUAAUAUCUGGAAUAGACAAUUAUGGACAGGGGAGAAAUCCAUUUUUUUUAGAACCAUCUAUUUUAAUUACCAUCACAGAUGGAAACAAGUUAACAAGUACUGCUGGUGUUCAAGAAGAGCUCCAUCUGCCUUUGAAUUCUCCUCUGCCUGGAAGUGAACUAACCAAAGAACCUUUUCGUUGGGAUCAAAGGUUAUUUGCCCUGGUGUUGCGUUUGCCUGGAUUGGCUUCUACUGAACCCGAGCAGCUAGGGAGUGUACCCACUGAUGAAUCUGCCAUCACACAGAUGUGCGAAGUCACAGGAGGUCGCUCCUACUGUGUUAGAACACAACGAAUGUUGAAUCAAUGCUUAGAAUCCUUAGUUCAAAAAGUUCAGAGUGGUGUUGUGAUUAACUUUGAAAAAACAGGACCAGAUCCACUUCCUAUUGGAGAAGAUGGACUUAUGGACUCAUCCAGGCCAAGCAAUUCAUUGGCUUCUCAACCAUGGCAUAGUUGUCAUAAGCUGAUUUACGUACGACCCAACUCUAAAACCGGUGUUCCUGUUGGACACUGGCCAAUUCCAGAAUCUUUUUGGCCAGAUCAGAAUUUACCUUCACUACCUCCGCGAACCUCUCAUCCUGUCGUGAGGUUCUCUUGCGUAGAUUGUGAGCCAAUGGUAAUAGACAAACUUCCCUUUGACAAAUAUGAACUUGAACCUUCACCCUUAACUCAGUACAUCCUGGAACGAAAGUCUCCCCAUACCUGCUGGCAGGUGUUUGUUACCAGCAGUGGAAAAUACAAUGAACUUGGAUAUCCAUUUGGUUACUUAAAAGCCAGUACGACUUUAACUUGUGUAAACCUCUUUGUGAUGCCCUACAACUACCCAGUUUUACUCCCUCUUUUAGAUGAUUUGUUUAAAGUUCACAAGCUUAAGCCAAAUUUGAAGUGGCGACAGGCUUUUGACAGCUACUUAAAAACUCUGCCUCCAUACUACUUAUUACCAUUAAAGAAAGCACUAAGGAUGAUGGGAGCUCCAAAUCUGAUAUCAGAUAAUUUAGAUUGUGGACUUAGUUACAGUGUUAUCUCUUACCUUAAAAAACUCAGCCAACAGACCAAACUAGAAUCAGAACGAAUACUAGCAUCAGUGGGGAAGAAACCUCCCCAGGAAAUUGGAAUCAAAGUGAAAAAUCAUUCUGGAGACGGUGUGUCCUUGACUCACAAUAAAAAUUUUAGAAAACUAUUGAAAGAAAUCAUAGGGGAAAGUGCACCGAGACUGACAGAACUGAAUACCAAAGAAUUUGCUGGCUUCCAAGUAGGGCUCUUAAACAAGGAUUUGAAACCUCAGACAUACAGAAAUGCUUAUGAUAUUCCACGUAGAGGUCUUUUAGACCAGUUAACCAGAAUGCGAUCCAAUCUGCUGAAAACACACAAGUCUAUUGUCGGACAAGAUGAAGAUUCCCUUCAUAGUGUUCCAGUCGCACAAAUGGGGAACUACCAGGAAUAUCUAAAGACAUUGGCUUCUCCACUUCGAGAGAUCGAUCCAGAUCAACCAAAAAGACUACACACUUUUGGAAAUCCAUUUAAACAAGAUAAGAAGGGAAUGAUGAUUGAUGAAGCAGAUGAGUUUGUAGCAGGGCCACAAAACAAAGUGAAACGUCCUGGAGAACCCAGCAGUCCUUUGUCAUCUAAGAGAAGGCGGAAUGUUCCCGUCGCUCCCGAGCGCCCUGAGGAGAAGCUGGAAAAUGGUCGCCUCUCGCCGGACGCCUUCUUGUCCAAACCUGCUGCGCCGGAGCUUUUGAAUGUGGCCGGAGACGCCGUCCCGCCCGGCCAGUUCGAGUCUCUGGCUGAUGGUUUCACGGACCUAAGGAAAGACCAUCUAACUCACAAGGCCGCCUGCAAUGCGCUCCUGGGAGGAGCCCCAAACUGCAGUGUCCCUGUAGACGAUCAAAAAGCCCCGACGCCCUCUGCCUUGGAACCUGGGCCAAAUACUUUGCAAAUAACUCCUGCCAUGGCCCAGGGAAUCAAUGCUGAUAUAAAACACCAGUUAAUGAAGGAAGUUCGAAAAUUUGGACGACGGUAUGAAAGAAUUUUCGUUUUGCUUGAAGGAGUGCAAGGACCUCUUGCAGUCAAGAAACAAUUUGUUGAAUUUACCAUCAAGGAAGCUGCAAGGUUCAAAAGACGAGUCUUAAUUCAGUACCUUGAGAAGGUACUAGAAAAAAUAGAAUCACAUCACCUUCUCCUCAACGUCAAUCACAUCAACAGCAGAUCAUCAUGUUAAUGCAAAGAGCAAGGAGAAAAAAAGAACAAGCUUUCUGUGCUGCAGGCUGGAGCAGGAUAUUGUUGAAUAUCCUAGAAUAUUUUAGUCAAGGGAACUGCCUUCCAGAGGCUAAGAAAAAGCAGUGGAGCUUUUUGGCAUAUGAUUCUCUGGCAGUAAAAGCUGGCUUUUGCCCCAUGCGUUUUCUUGGAAGGUAUUAAUUUGUAGUUUUGUGGUUCCUUUUCCCAAGUGAGGAAGGUGAUGUGAUUCAUCCAGCAGGUGAAAUUCAGUCAACACUGUCGCCCCUACCACACUUUUUGGGAUAAGGGUUCACUCUUGAACUUGGCUGUCCUGGGCAUUUCCAGAGUGACUUGGUGCUCUUAAAUGGUGUCCUUUCGAAAGAAUAGGUGUUCAGAUUCCAACUAGUUAUCUUGUGUGUGCUGAACAAAGUUUUCAACAAUUCCUAGUUGUGCCUUUUCAAACAUGCAAUAUUCAGGACAGUUUGGAUCCAAGAGCAAGAAAGCUGCUAUUCAGGUAACUUAUCUCGCCGUGGGAGGGGCAGGGAGAGUCAGUAAACAAUCUACCUCCAACUUUCUUCUAUUUUGUCUAGAGACAUUGCAAAGUGCACCUGAGGCUGCCCCAGGCCCUGACGUUUGUUCUCGUAUGUGACAACAGAGAAUCUUCAGGUGGACUUAGGCAUUCUGUGCUUCAGAAGCACUAAAAGAAAAAAAUAGUGUAUAUAUUUCCUUUAAUGUUUAUACAAAGGUUUAUAUGGAGCAGUAUUGUGAUGUUUGUAUUCAUUUGCAAAAAAAAUUAAGUGUACAAAGAGAUUUUGACUUUGCAUAUAUAAAAUAAAUCAUUUUAUUGAUUUUUCACAAGUUCA